Magallana angulata is the source of this 27805-nucleotide messenger RNA. RefSeq names its product mucin-16-like. The coding region runs from base 1595 to 27520 and encodes 8641 amino acids. The record is from RefSeq and is a predicted model, not a curated record. The transcript is spliced from 10 exons. Lineage: Eukaryota; Metazoa; Mollusca; Bivalvia; Ostreida; Ostreidae.
ACCAUGAUGCAAUAAUGCUCUUAACACAGUGGUUUUUCCGUCGUCUUAAUUUUUUGUCUGGGUGCGGACGUGAUGGUUUUUAUCAUUGACGGACACACAUGCCCAGUCAGUUGAUUAAUUAAGCGAGGAAACACCCAAACUUCUUUCAGACAUCACAAUUCAGUAGUCAUCUGGUCCCAAGGUACGAUCUCUGGUUCUGUCAGGGGUUUCGCUGACUCCGAUGUGGGUGGAUGCGGGUUGGUUAUCAGAGGAAAAAACAAAUCGGAUCAGGUGCUGCCAAUGGGAGAGACCUGCCCAUUCUUGAAUGGCUUUCACGUUCUUAGACUGUGAAUGGAAGGACUUAGUUUCAGUUCUCCUCUUGUAUAAUACCCACGAUAAACUUUGUGCAGGUACCUUCAUUAAUAAGAUAGGAAGUCAAAGCAACAGAUCUUUAUUGCACAAUUUCAAUUAUUCCUAAAGUGGUAAAAAGGAAAUUGGAAUACCAGAACUAAAAAACUUCAAAAAGCAUUUUUGAAAAAAAGUUUUUUAGACUUUGAUUAUUCUUACGUUUAUCACAAUCAUUAGCCUUCGAUAUAAAUGUAAUCAAGGUGAACAAACAUUUGUUUUUGCCCGAUAAAAAUGUCACAUAGUAUACACUCUUGUUUCUCUCGGUUUCCCCUCUCUGAUGUUUAAGGUACUACAGAUCUUCUAUUCAGUGUACACAAACUUAUCACAACACAAAAGAAAUCUGGUACAAUAAUUCCCUGUUGUGUAGAACGAUGAUCACAGAAAUGAGCUGUAUCCUGAUGUCCAUUGUUUGAGUUGUGUGUACUUAAAGUUUAUAAAAAUAAACACGCCUCUGUCUAAAAUCGUUUGCUUUUAGGAACAAAGAUCGAAAUAUCACAUUGGCAUCAUAUUUACCCGUCCGUCUUGGAAUUUUAAAUUAACAGCAAAUCGACUUUGUUUCUUUUUACAAUCGAAUUUUAAAGAAAAAAUACAUUAUUGGUAUCUACUCUCUGGUAAGAUGCAUUUCAUUUUGCCAUUAAUGGAACCGGAUACUCAGGCGAAUUCCAUUAUUUGUUUUACGGUAAAUUUAGAGUUAUUGAAAAAAGAUGAUUAAUUAUGAAAAAGGUGGAUGUUCAAAUUCAAACAAAUAAGACAAAUAGUUGAGAAAUAUGACACGCAUGAAGAUGCGGGUACCUGCCUGAUGUUGACACGGAACCAAGGUGAUGCCUGUGACGUAACUGCUUCGAUCCCUGCCUAUCCCUGGACUGUAGCUCAGAAUUCGGAUAUCUUGACUAUCAGCUCUAUUUCGAAACAAUUAGAAUUUAAAGAGCAGAUUGUAACAUUACAAAUGACAUUCUUUUAAAUAUAAACAAACAAACAAACAAAAAGGUAUUGCCAGAAAACGUGGAAUCAAGAUAAUAAAUGAAUACGAUUUUCCGUCGCGCAUUUCGUUAACAUCAGACCAUGUGAGAAUGUCUUGGACUUUAAACAAGUGGUGAGAGAGCUUAGUCAAAGCUCUAGUGAAUUAGUUUUCGGAUUUCGAUUUGAUAAAAAAAGAAAUGAGGAUAUACUUGGAGAUAUUUAUACUGGACACAAUGAAAAUAAAGUGAUGAACAAAACAGUUUUAAGAAAGACAGUCAACCUGGUGGUAUUAGUACUCCUGCUUCUUCCUCAGCUAGUAUACCCCUCGUCCACUGAUCUUUCAUCAACAGAGUCACAAACCUUGACAUCAACUCAUCCUGGUGCCACAGAUCAAGGAUCAACACAGACUCCCGAGCCAGCCAACGCGGGGCAAAUAUUAAACAAUGUCACAUCCGACGUUAUUUCCUCAACCGAAAGUGUUCAACAAUCAUCCGAAGUCACUUCGGAUUCAAGUACAAUCGUUUCAGAUAGUACAUUAUCUUAUAAAACAGAGACCUCUAGCAAAAGUUAUGUGGAAAGUUCAACAAGUUUUUCAGAAGUUAGUUCAUCAAUUGGGAUGGAAUCAACUUCCAGUUCAUCUCAAAUGACGGAUGAAACAUCGGCAAUAUCAACUGUUAAUACCUUAGAGCACUCGAUACCGGUGACAGAACCUGCUCAAAUAACAUCAACAGAGGAAUCUACAAUUGCUCAAGAUAAAACAUUCCAAGCAAGUACACAAGUUUUAUCGUCAACACAAAUUUUAACAACACUAUCGGAAGUUGAUACUUCUGAAACAUUUAUUUCGCAAACAACAUCCAAUGAAAACUCGGAAACAACGAGUCAAAGUACAGGUACUGGUACAGAAAGUACUUCAACUCCUCCUGAAACAUCAUCACUGGCAGGCUUGUCGACAGAGACCACCACAAAAGCCACUACUUCUACGAAAUCUAUUUCAAGCUCUACCAUUUCGGAAGAAUCCACUACCACACAAUCAGGUACACAGACGGACACAACAACCCUGGAAACAAGUUUAACAUCUACUAGUCAAUCAAGUGAACAAAGUACUACUUCAGCUAGCUUAUCAACAGAACAAAAAAGCAGCAGCGAUGGGUCAGCGUCUGAAACUUCCUCUGAUCAGCCCUCAAAAUCAUCGUCAAGUAGCACAGACAGUACCGUUGCGUACACUACUACUAACAUUGAUGAAACCACGGAAGCUUUGAUUGAAGAUACAUCCUCGCAGUUAGCAACACAGUUUGAAACUUCUUCCGUUACAAGCUCAACGGAAACCACUGGCGAAACUUCGUCGACCAUACAACAAAGUACACAAUUGCCAACAUCGCAGGAAACAACAACAUUGACUUCUACACUCACAAGUCAGGAGAGUACAAGUGUGGCCACAUCGGUCUCUACAGAAGGAACCUCUACUGAAACCUCUGCAAGUGCUGGUACAGAAAGUUAUUCAACUGCUCCUGAAACAUCAUCACUGGCAAGCGCGUCGACAGAGACCACCACAGAAGCCACUAGUUCUACGCAAUCUAUUUCAAGCUCUACCAUUUCGAAAGAAUCCACUACAACACAAUCAGGUGCACAGACGGACACAACAACCCUGGAAACAAGUUUCACAUCUACUAGCCCAGAAAGUGAAGACAGUACUACUUCAGCUAGCUUAUCAACUGAACAAAGUACCACCAGCCAGGUGUCAGUGUCUGAAACUUCCUCUGAGCAGCCCUCAACAACAUCUUCCAGUAGCGCAGAAAGAACAGCUGCGUACACCACUACCACCAGCGAGACAAGCACUGAAUCUAUGACUACAGAAACAACAACGCCGUCAGCAACACAGCCUGAAACUUCUUCCGUUACAAGCUCAACGGAAACCACUGGCGAAACUUCGUCGACCACACAACAAAGUACACAAUUGCCAACAUCGCAGGAAACAACAACAUUGACUUCUACACUCACAAGUCAGGAGAGUACAAGUGUGGCCACAUCGGUCUCUACAGAAGGAACCUCUACUGAAACCUCUGCAAGUGCUGGUACAGAAAGUUAUUCAACUGCUCCUGAAACAUCAUCACUGGCAGGCUCGUUGACAGAGACCACCACAGAAGCCACUAGUUCUACGCAAUCUAAUUCAAGCUCUACCAUUUCGGAAGAAUCCACUACCACACAAUCAGGUGCACAGACGGACACAACAACCCUGGAAACAAGUUUCACAUCUACUAGCCCAGCAAGUGAACAAAGUACUACUUCAACUAACUUAUCAACUGAACAAAGUACCACCAGCCAGUUGUCAGUGUCUAAAACUUCCUCUGAGCAGCCUUCAACAACAUCUUCCAGUAGCGCAGAAAGUACAGCUGCAUACACCACUACCACCAGCGAGACAAGCACUGAAUCUUUGACUGCAGAAACAACAACGCUGUCAGCAACACAACCUGAAACUUCUUCCGUUACAAGCUCAACGGAAACCACUGGCGAAACUUCGUCGACCACACAACAAAGUACACAAUUGCCAACAUCGCAGGAAACAACAACAUUGACUUCUACACUCACAAGUCAGGAGAGUACAAGUGUGGCCACAUCGGUCUCUACAGAAGGAACCUCUACUGAAACCUCUGCAAGUGCUGGUACAGAAAGUUAUUCAACUGCUCCUGAAACAUCAUCACUGGCAGGCUCGUCGACAGAGACCACCACAGAAGCCACUACUUCUACGCAAUCUAUUUCAAGCUCUACCAUUUCGGAAGAAUCCACUACCACACAAUCAGGUGCACAGACGGACACAACAACCCUGGAAACAAGUUUCACAUCUACUAGCCCAGCAAGUGAACAAAGAACUACUUCAACUAGCUUAUCACCUGAACAAAGUACCACCAGCCAGGUGUCAGUGUCUGAAACUUCCUCUGAGCAGCCCUCAACAACAUCUUCCAGUAGCGCAGAAAGUACAGCUGCAUACACCACUACCAGCAGCGAGACAAGCACUGAAUCUUUGACUGCAGAAACAACAACGCCGUCAGCAACACAACCUGAAACUUCUUCCGUUACAAGCUCAACGGAAACCACUGGCGAAACUUCGUCGACCACACAACAAAGUACACAAUUGCCAACACCGCAGGAAACAACAACAUUGACUUCUACACUCACAAGUCAGGAGAGUACAAGUGUGGCCACAUCGGUCUCUACAGAAGGAACCUCUACUGAAACCUCUGCGAGUGCUAGUACAGAAAGUACUUCAACUGCUCCUGAAACAUCAUCACUGGCAGGCUCAUCGACAGAAACCACCACAGAAGCCACUACUUCUACGCAAUCUAUUUCAAGCUCUACCAUUUCGGAAGAAUCCACUACCACACAAUCAGGUGCACAGACGGACACAACAACCCUGGAAACAAGUUUUACAUCUACUAGCCCAGCAAGUGAACAAAGUAAUACUUCAACUAGCUUAUCAACUGAACAAAGUACCACCAGCCAGGUGUCAGUGUCUGAAACUUCCUCUGAGCAGCCCUCAACAACAUAUUCCAGUAGCACAGAAAGUACAGCUGUAUACACAACUACCACUAGCGAGACAAGCACUGAAUCUUUGACUGCAGAAACAACAACGCUGUCAGCAACACAACCUGAAACUUCUUCCGUUACAAGCUCAACGGAAACCACUGGCGAAACUUCGUCGACCACACAACAAAGUACACAAUUGCCAACAUCGCAGGAAACAACAACAUUGACUUCUACACUCACAAGUCAGGAGAGUACAAGUGUGGCCACAUCGGUCUCUACAGAAGGAACCUCUACUGAAACCUCUGCAAGUGCUGGUACAGAAAGUACUUCAACUGCUCCUGAAACAUCAUCACUGGCAGGCUCGUCGACAGAGACUACCACAGAAGCCACUACUUCUACGAAAUCUAUUUCAAGCUCUACCAUUUCGGAAGAAUCCACUACCACACAAUCAGGUGCACAGACGGACACAACAACCCUGGAAACAAGUUUCACAUCUACUAGCCCAGCAAGUGAACAAAGUACUACUUCAACUAGCUUAUCAACUGAACAAAGUACCACCAGCCAGGUGUCAGUGUCUGAAACUUCCUCUGAGCAGCCCUCAACAACAUCUUCCAGUAGCGCAGAAAGUACAGCUGCGUACACCUCUACCACGAGCGAGACAAGCACUGAAUCUUUGACUGCAAAAACAACAACGCUGUCAGCAACACAACCUGAAACUUCUUCCGUUACAAGCUCAACGGAAACCACUGGCGAAACUUCGUCGACCACACAACAAAGUACACAAUUGCCAACAUCGCAGGAAACAACAACAUUGACUUCUACACUCACAAGUCAAGAGAGUACAAGUGUGGCCACAUCGGUCUCUACAGAAGGAACCUCUACUGAAACCUCUUCAAGUGCUGGUACAGAAAGUACUUCAACUGCUCCUGAAACAUCAUCACUGGCAGGCUCGUCGACAGAGACCACCACAGAAGCCACUACUUCUACGCAAUCUAUUUCAAGCUCUACCAUUUCGGAAGAAUCCACUACCACACAAUCAGGUGCACAGACGGACACAACAACCCUCGAAACAAGUUUCGCAUCUACUAGCCCAGCAAGUGAACAAAGUACUACUUCAACUAGCUUAUCAACUGAACAAAGUACCACCAGCCAGGUGUCAGUGUCUGAAACUUCCUCUGAGCAGCCCUCAACAACAUCUUCCAGUAGCGCAGAAAGUACAGCUGCGUACACCACUACCACCAGCGAGACAAGCACUGAAUCUUUGACUGCAGAAACAACAACGCCGUCAACGGACACAACAACCCUGGAAACAAGUUUCACAUCUACUAGCCCAGCAAGUGAACAAAGUACUACUUCAACUAGCUUAUCAACUGAACAAAGUACCACCAGCCAGGUGUCAGUGUCUGAAACUUCCUCUGAGCAGCCCUCAACAACAUCUUUCAGUAGCGCAGAAAGUACAGCUGCGUACACCACUACCACCAGCGAGACAACCACUGAAUCUUUCACUGCAGAAACAACAACGCCGUCAGCAACACAACCUGAAAUUUCUUCUGUUACAAGCUCAUCGGAAACCACUGGCGAAACUUCGUCGACCACACAACAAAGUACACAAUUGCCAACAUCGCAGGAAACAACAACAUUGACUUCUACACUCACAAGUCAGGAGAGUACAAGUGUGGCCACAUCGGUCUCUACAGAAGGAACCUCUACUGAAACCUCUGCAAGUGCUGGUACAGAAAGUACUUCAACUGCUCCUGAAACAUCAUCACUGGCAGGCUCGUCGACAGAGACCACCACAGAAGCCACUACUUCUACGCAAUCUAUUUCAAGUUCUACCAUUUCGGAAGAAUCCACUACCACACAAUCAGGUGCACAGACGGACACAAUAACCCUGGAAACAAGUUUCACAUCUACUAGCCCAGCAAGUCAACAAAGUACUACUUCAACUAGCUUAUCAACUGAACAAAGUACCACCAGCCAGGUGUCAGUGUCUGAAACUUCCUCUGAGCAGCCCUCAACAACAUCUUCCAGUAGCGCAGAAAGUACAGCUGCGUACACAACUACCACCAGCGAGACAAGCACUGAAUCUUUGACUGCAGAAACAACAACGCCGUCAGCAACACAGCCUGAAACUUCUGCUGUUACAAGCUCAAUGGAAACCACUGGCGAAACUUCGUCGACCACACAACAAAGUACACAAUUGCCAACAUCGCAGGAAACAACAACAUUGACUUCUACACUCACAAGUCAAGAGAGUACAAGUGUGGCCACAUCGGUCUCUACAGAAGGAACAUCUACUGAAACCUCUGCAAGUGCUGGUACAGAAAGUACUUCAACUGCUCCUGAAACAUCAUCACUGGCAGGCUCGUCGACAGAGACCACCACAGAAGCCACUACUUCUACGCAAUCCAUUUUAAGCUCUACCAUUUCGGAAGAAUCCACUACCACACAAUCAGGUGCACAGACGGACACAACAACCCUGGAAACAAGUUUCACAUCUACUAGCCCAGCAAGUGAACAAAGUACUACUUCAACUAGCUUAUUAACUGAACAAAGUACCACCAGCCAGGUGUCAGUGUCUGAAACUUCCUCUGAGCAGCCCUCAACAACAUCUUCCAGUAGCGCAGAAAGUACAGCUGCGUACACCACUACCACCAGCGAGACAAGCACUGAAUCUUUGACUGCAGAAACAACAACGCCGUCGGCAACACAACCUGAAAUUUCUUCCGUUACAAGCUCAACGGAAACCACUGGCGAAACUUCGUCGACCACACAACAAAGUACACAAUUGCCAACAUCGCAGGAAACAACAACAUUGACUUCUACACUCACAAGUCAAGAGAGUACAAGUGUGGCCACAUCGGUCUCUACAGAAGGAACCUCUACUGAAACCUCUGCAAGUGCUGGUACAGAAAGUACUUCAACUGCUCCUGAAACAUCAUCACUGGCAGGCUCGUCGACAGAGACCACCACAGAAGCCACUACUUCUACGCAAUCUAUUUCAAGCUCUACCAUUUCGGAAGAAUCCACUACCCCACAAUCAGGUGCACAGACGGACACAACAACCCUGGAAACAAGUUUCACAUCUACUAGCCCAGCAAGUGAACAAAGUACUACUUCAACUAGCUUAUCAACUGAACAAAGUACCACCAGCCAGGUGUCAGUGUCUGAAACUUCCUCUGAGCAGCCCUCAACAACAUCUUCCAGUAGCGCAGAAAGUACAGCUGCGUACACCACUACCACCAGCGAGACAACCACUGAAUCUUUCACUGCAGAAACAACAACGCCGUCAGCAACACAACCUGAAAUUUCUUCCGUUACAAGCUCAUCGGAAACCACUGGCGAAACUUCGUCGACCACACAACAAAGUACACAAUUGCCAACAUCGCAGGAAACAACAACAUUGACUUCUACACUCACAAGUCAGGAGAGUACAAGUGUGGCCACAUCGGUCUCUACAGAAGGAACCUCUACUGAAACCUCUGCAAGUGCUGGUACAGAAAGUACUUCAACUGCUCCUGAAACAUCAUCACUGGCAGGCUCGUCGACAGAGACCACCACAGAAGCCACUACUUCUACGCAAUCUAUUUCAAGUUCUACCAUUUCGGAAGAAUCCACUACCACACAAUCAGGUGCACAGACGGACACAAUAACCCUGGAAACAAGUUUCACAUCUACUAGCCCAGCAAGUCAACAAAGUACUACUUCAACUAGCUUAUCAACUGAACAAAGUACCACCAGCCAGGUGUCAGUGUCUGAAACUUCCUCUGAGCAGCCCUCAACAACAUCUUCCAGUAGCGCAGAAAGUACAGCUGCGUACACAACUACCACCAGCGAGACAAGCACUGAAUCUUUGACUGCAGAAACAACAACGCCGUCAGCAACACAGCCUGAAACUUCUGCUGUUACAAGCUCAAUGGAAACCACUGGCGAAACUUCGUCGACCACACAACAAAGUACACAAUUGCCAACAUCGCAGGAAACAACAACAUUGACUUCUACACUCACAAGUCAAGAGAGUACAAGUGUGGCCACAUCGGUCUCUACAGAAGGAACAUCUACUGAAACCUCUGCAAGUGCUGGUACAGAAAGUACUUCAACUGCUCCUGAAACAUCAUCACUGGCAGGCUCGUCGACAGAGACCACCACAGAAGCCACUACUUCUACGCAAUCCAUUUUAAGCUCUACCAUUUCGGAAGAAUCCACUACCACACAAUCAGGUGCACAGACGGACACAACAACCCUGGAAACAAGUUUCACAUCUACUAGCCCAGCAAGUGAACAAAGUACUACUUCAACUAGCUUAUUAACUGAACAAAGUACCACCAGCCAGGUGUCAGUGUCUGAAACUUCCUCUGAGCAGCCCUCAACAACAUCUUCCAGUAGCGCAGAAAGUACAGCUGCGUACACCACUACCACCAGCGAGACAAGCACUGAAUCUUUGACUGCAGAAACAACAACGCCGUCGGCAACACAACCUGAAAUUUCUUCCGUUACAAGCUCAACGGAAACCACUGGCGAAACUUCGUCGACCACACAACAAAGUACACAAUUGCCAACAUCGCAGGAAACAACAACAUUGACUUCUACACUCACAAGUCAAGAGAGUACAAGUGUGGCCACAUCGGUCUCUACAGAAGGAACCUCUACUGAAACCUCUGCAAGUGCUGGUACAGAAAGUACUUCAACUGCUCCUGAAACAUCAUCACUGGCAGGCUCGUCGACAGAGACCACCACAGAAGCCACUACUUCUACGCAAUCUAUUUCAAGCUCUACCAUUUCGGAAGAAUCCACUACCCCACAAUCAGGUGCACAGACGGACACAACAACCCUGGAAACAAGUUUCACAUCUACUAGCCCAGCAAGUGAACAAAGUACUACUUCAACUAGCUUAUCAACUGAACAAAGUACCACCAGCCAGGUGUCAGUGUCUGAAACUUCCUCUGAGCAGCCCUCAACAACAUCUUCCAGUAGCGCAGAAAGUACAGCUGCGUACACCACUACCACCAGCGAGACAAGCACUGAAUCUUUGACUGCAGAAACAACAACGCCGUCAGCAACACAACCUGAAACUUCUUCCGUUACAAGCUCAACGGAAACCACUGGCGAAACUUCGUCGACCACACAACAAAGUACACAAUUGCCAACAUCGCAGGAAACAACAACAUUGACUUCUACACUCACAAGUCAAGAGAGUACAAGUGUGGCCACAUCGGUCUCUACAGAAGGAACCUCUACUGAAACCUCUGCAAGUGCUGGUACAGAAAGUACUUCAACUGCUCCUGAAACAUCAUCACUGGCAGGCUCGUCGACAGAGACCACCACAGAAGCCACUACUUCUACGCAAUCUAUUUCAAGCUCUACCAUUUCGGAAGAAUCCACUACCCCACAAUCAGGUGCACAGACGGACACAACAACCCUGGAAACAAGUUUCACAUCUACUAGCCCAGCAAGUGAACAAAGUACUACUUCAACUAGCUUAUCAACUGAACAAAGUACCACCAGCCAGGUGUCAGUGUCUGAAACUUCCUCUGAGCAGCCCUCAACAACAUCUUCCAGUAGCGCAGAAAGUACAGCUGCGUACACCACUACCACCAGCGAGACAACCACUGAAUCUUUCACUGCAGAAACAACAACGCCGUCAGCAACACAACCUGAAAUUUCUUCCGUUACAAGCUCAUCGGAAACCACUGGCGAAACUUCGUCGACCACACAACAAAGUACACAAUUGCCAACAUCGCAGGAAACAACAACAUUGACUUCUACACUCACAAGUCAGGAGAGUACAAGUGUGGCCACAUCGGUCUCUACAGAAGGAACCUCUACUGAAACCUCUGCAAGUGCUGGUACAGAAAGUACUUCAACUGCUCCUGAAACAUCAUCACUGGCAGGCUCGUCGACAGAGACCACCACAGAAGCCACUACUUCUACGCAAUCUAUUUCAAGUUCUACCAUUUCGGAAGAAUCCACUACCACACAAUCAGGUGCACAGACGGACACAAUAACCCUGGAAACAAGUUUCACAUCUACUAGCCCAGCAAGUCAACAAAGUACUACUUCAACUAGCUUAUCAACUGAACAAAGUACCACCAGCCAGGUGUCAGUGUCUGAAACUUCCUCUGAGCAGCCCUCAACAACAUCUUCCAGUAGCGCAGAAAGUACAGCUGCGUACACAACUACCACCAGCGAGACAAGCACUGAAUCUUUGACUGCAGAAACAACAACGCCGUCAGCAACACAGCCUGAAACUUCUGCUGUUACAAGCUCAAUGGAAACCACUGGCGAAACUUCGUCGACCACACAACAAAGUACACAAUUGCCAACAUCGCAGGAAACAACAACAUUGACUUCUACACUCACAAGUCAAGAGAGUACAAGUGUGGCCACAUCGGUCUCUACAGAAGGAACAUCUACUGAAACCUCUGCAAGUGCUGGUACAGAAAGUACUUCAACUGCUCCUGAAACAUCAUCACUGGCAGGCUCGUCGACAGAGACCACCACAGAAGCCACUACUUCUACGCAAUCCAUUUUAAGCUCUACCAUUUCGGAAGAAUCCACUACCACACAAUCAGGUGCACAGACGGACACAACAACCCUGGAAACAAGUUUCACAUCUACUAGCCCAGCAAGUGAACAAAGUACUACUUCAACUAGCUUAUUAACUGAACAAAGUACCACCAGCCAGGUGUCAGUGUCUGAAACUUCCUCUGAGCAGCCCUCAACAACAUCUUCCAGUAGCGCAGAAAGUACAGCUGCGUACACCACUACCACCAGCGAGACAAGCACUGAAUCUUUGACUGCAGAAACAACAACGCCGUCGGCAACACAACCUGAAAUUUCUUCCGUUACAAGCUCAACGGAAACCACUGGCGAAACUUCGUCGACCACACAACAAAGUACACAAUUGCCAACAUCGCAGGAAACAACAACAUUGACUUCUACACUCACAAGUCAAGAGAGUACAAGUGUGGCCACAUCGGUCUCUACAGAAGGAACCUCUACUGAAACCUCUGCAAGUGCUGGUACAGAAAGUACUUCAACUGCUCCUGAAACAUCAUCACUGGCAGGCUCGUCGACAGAGACCACCACAGAAGCCACUACUUCUACGCAAUCUAUUUCAAGCUCUACCAUUUCGGAAGAAUCCACUACCCCACAAUCAGGUGCACAGACGGACACAACAACCCUGGAAACAAGUUUCACAUCUACUAGCCCAGCAAGUGAACAAAGUACUACUUCAACUAGCUUAUCAACUGAACAAAGUACCACCAGCCAGGUGUCAGUGUCUGAAACUUCCUCUGAGCAGCCCUCAACAACAUCUUCCAGUAGCGCAGAAAGUACAGCUGCGUACACCACUACCACCAGCGAGACAAGCACUGAAUCUUUGACUGCAGAAACAACAACGCCGUCAGCAACACAACCUGAAACUUCUUCCGUUACAAGCUCAACGGAAACCACUGGCGAAACUUCGUCGACCACACAACAAAGUACACAAUUGCCAACAUCGCAGGAAACAACAACAUUGACUUCUACACUCACAAGUCAAGAGAGUACAAGUGUGGCCACAUCGGUCUCUACAGAAGGAACCUCUACUGAAACCUCUGCAAGUGCUGGUACAGAAAGUACUUCAACUGCCCCUGAAACAUCAUCACUGGCAGGCUCGUCGACAGAGACCACCACAGAAGCCACUACUUCUACGCAAUCUAUUUCAAGCUCUACCAUUUCGGAAGAAUCCGUUACCACACAAUCAGGUGCACAGACGGACACAUCAACCCUAGAAACAAGUUUCACAUCUUCUAGCCCAGCAAGUGAACAAAGUACUACUUCAACUAGCUUAUCAACUGAACAAAGUACCACCAGCCAGAAACAACAACGCCGUCAGCAACACAACCUGAAAUUUCUUCCGUUACAAGCUCAACGGAAACCACUGGCGAAACUUCGUCGACCACACAACAAAAGUACAAGUGUGGCCACAUCGGUCUCUACAGAAGGAACCUCUACUGAAACCUCUGCAAGUGCUGGUACAGAAAGUACUUCAACUGCUCCUGAAACAUCAUCACUGGCAGGCUCGUCGACAGAGACCACCACAGAAGCCACUACUUCUACGCAAUCUAUUUCAAGCUCUACCAUUUCGGAAGAAUCCACUACCACACAAUCAGGUGCACAGACGGACACAACAACCCUGGAAACAAGUUUCACAUCUACUAGCCCAGCAAGUGAACAAAGUACUACUUCAACUAGCUUAUCAACUGAACAAAGUACCACCAGCCAGGUGUCAGUGUCUGAAACUUCCUCUGAGCAGCCCUCAACAACAUCUUCCAGUAGCGCAGAAAGUACAGCUGCGUACACCACUACCACCAGCGAGACAAGCACUGAAUCUUUGACUGCAGAAACAACAACGCCGUCAGCAACACAACCUGAAACUUCUUCCGUUACAAGCUCAACGGAAACCACUGGCGAAACUUCGUCGACCACACAACAAAGUACACAAUUGCCAACAUCGCAGGAAACAACAACAUUGACUUCUACACUCACAAGUCAAGAGAGUACAAGUGUGGCCACAUCGGUCUCUACAGAAGGAACCUCUGCAGAAAGUACUUCAACUGCUCCUGAAACAUCAUCACUGGCAGGCUCGUCGACAGAGACCACCACAGAAGCCACUACUUCUACGCAAUCUAUUUCAAGCUCUACCAUUUCGGAAGAAUCCACUACCACACAAUCAGGUGCACAGACGGACACAACAACCCUGGAAACAAGUUUCACAUCUACUAGCUUAGCAAGUGAACAAAGUACUACUUCAACUAGCUUAUCAACUGAACAAAGUACCACCAGCCAGGUGUCAGUGUCUGAAACUUCCUCUGAGCAGCCCUCAACAACAUCUUCCAGUAGCGCAGAAAGUACAGCUGCGUACACCACUACCACCAGCGAGACAAGCACUGAAUCUUUGACUGCAGAAACAACAACGCCGUCAGCAACACAACCUGAAACUUCUUCCGUUACAAGCUCAACGGAAACCACUGGCGAAACUUCGUCGACCACACAACAAAGUACACAAUUGCCAACAUCGCAGGAAACAACAACAUUGACUUCUACACUAACAAGUCAAGAGAGUACAAGUGUGGCCACAUCGGUCUCUACAGAAGGAACCUCUACUGAAACCUCUGCAAGUGCUGGUACAGAAAGUACUUCAUCUGCUCCUGAAACAUCAUCACUGGCAGGCUCGUCGACAGAGACCACCACAGAAGCCACUACUUCUACGCAAUCUAUUUCAAGCUCUACCAUUUCGGAAGAAUCCACUACCACACAAUCAGGUGCACAGACGGACACAACAACCCUGGAAACAAGUUUCACAUCUACUAGCCCAGCAAGUGAACAAAGUACUACUUCAACUAGCUUAUCAACUGAACAAAGUACCACCAGCCAGGUGUCAGUGUCUGAAACUUCCUCUGAGCAGCCCUCAACAACAUCUUCCAGUAGCGCAGAAAGUACAGCUGCGUACACCACUACCACCAGCGAGACAAGCACUGAAUCUUUGACUGCAGAAACAACAACGCCGUCAGCAACACAACCUGAAACUUCUUCCGUUACAAGCUCAACGGAAACCACUGGCGAAACUUCGUCGACCACACAACAAAGUACACAAUUGCCAACAUCGCAGGAAACAACAACAUUGACUUCUACACUAACAAGUCAAGAGAGUACAAGUGUGGCCACAUCGGUCUCUACAGAAGGAACCUCUACUGAAACCUCUGCAAGUGCUGGUAAAGAAAGUACUUCAUCUGCUCCUGAAACAUCAUCACUGGCAGGCUCGUCGACAGAGACCACCACAGAAGCCACUACUUCUACGCAAUCUAUUUCAAGCUCUACCAUUUCGGAAGAAUCCACUGCCACACAAUCAGGUGCACAGACGGACACAACAACCCUGGAAACAAGUUUCACAUCUACUAGCUUAGCAAGUGAACAAAGUACUACUUCAACUAGCUUAUCAACUGAACAAAGUACCACCAGCCAGGUGUCAGUGUCUGAAACUUCCUCUGAGCAGCCCUCAACAACAUCUUCCAGUAGCGCAGAAAGUACAGCUGCGUACACCACUACCACCAGCGAGACAAGCACUGAAUCUUUGACUGCAGAAACAACAACGCCGUCAGCAACACAACCUGAAACUUCUUCCAUUACAAGCUCAACGGAAACCACUGGCGAAACUUCGUCGACCACACAACAAAGUACACAAUUGCCAACAUCGCAGGAAACAACAACAUUGACUUCUACACUCACAAGUCAAGAGAGUACAAGUGUGGCCACAUCGGUCUCUACAGAAGGAACCUCUACUGAAACCUCUGCAAGUGCUGGUACAGAAAGUACUUCAUCUGCUCCUGAAACAUCAUCACUGGCAGGCUCGUCGACAGAGACCACCACAGAAGCCACUACUUCUACGCAAUCUAUUUCAAGCUCUACCAUUUCGGAAGAAUCCACUACCACACAAUCAGGUGCACAGACGGACACAACAACCCUGGAAACAAGUUUCACAUCUACUAGCCCAGCAAGUGAACAAAGUACUACUUCAACUAGCUUAUCAACUGAACAAAGUACCACCAGCCAGGUGUCAGUGUCUGAAACUUCCUCUGAGCAGCCCUCAACAACAUCUUCCAGUAGCGCAGAAAGUACAGCUGCGUACACCACUACCACCAGCGAGACAAGCACUGAAUCUUUGACUGCAGAAACAACAACGCCGUCAGCAACACAACCUGAAACUUCUUCCGUUACAAGCUCAACGGAAACCACUGGCGAAACUUCGUCGACCACACAACAAAGUACACAAUUGCCAACAUCGCAGGAAACAACAACAUUGACUUCUACACUAACAAGUCAAGAGAGUACAAGUGUGGCCACAUCGGUCUCUACAGAAGGAACCUCUACUGAAACCUCUGCAAGUGCUGGUACAGAAAGUACUUCAUCUGCUCCUGAAACAUCAUCACUGGCAGGCUCGUCGACAGAGACCACCACAGAAGCCACUACUUCUACGCAAUCUAUUUCAAGCUCUACCAUUUCGGAAGAAUCCACUGCCACACAAUCAGGUGCACAGACGGACACAACAACCCUGGAAACAAGUUUCACAUCUACUAGCCCAGCAAGUGAACAAAGUACUACUUCAACUAGCUUAUCAACUGAACAAAGUACCACCAGCCAGGUGUCAGUGUCUGAAACUUCCUCUGAGCAGCCCUCAACAACAUCUUCCAGUAGCGCAGAAAGUACAGCUGCGUACACCACUACCACCAGCGAGACAAGCACUGAAUCUUUGACUGCAGAAACAACAACGCCGUCAGCAACACAACCUGAAACUUCUUCCGUUACAAGCUCAACGGAAACCACUGGCGAAACUUCGUCGACCACACAACAAAGUACACAAUUGCCAACAUCGCAGGAAACAACAACAUUGACUUCUACACUCACAAGUCAAGAGAGUACAAGUGUGGCCACAUCGGUCUCUACAGAAGGAACCUCUACUGAAACCUCUGCAAGUGCUGGUACAGAAAGUACUUCAACUGCUCCUGAAACAUCAUCACUGGCAGGCUCGUCGACAGAGACCACCACAGAAGCCACUACUUCUACGCAAUCUAUUUCAAGCUCUACCAUUUCGGAAGAAUCCACUACCACACAAUCAGGUGCACAGACGGACACAACAACCCUGGAAACAAGUUUCACAUCUACUAGCUUAGCAAGUGAACAAAGUACUACUUCAACUAGCUUAUCAACUGAACAAAGUACCACCAGCCAGGUGUCAGUGUCUGAAACUUCCUCUGAGCAGCCCUCAACAACAUCUUCCAGUAGCGCAGAAAGUACAGCUGCGUACACCACUACCACCAGCGAGACAAGCACUGAAUCUUUGACUGCAGAAACAACAACGCCGUCAGCAACACAACCUGAAACUUCUUCCGUUACAAGCUCAACGGAAACCACUGGCGAAACUUCGUCGACCACACAACAAAGUACACAAUUGCCAACAUCGCAGGAAACAACAACAUUGACUUCUACACUAACAAGUCAAGAGAGUACAAGUGUGGCCACAUCGGUCUCUACAGAAGGAACCUCUACUGAAACCUCUGCAAGUGCUGGUACAGAAAGUACUUCAUCUGCUCCUGAAACAUCAUCACUGGCAGGCUCGUCGACAGAGACCACCACAGAAGCCACUACUUCUAGGCAAUCUAUUUCAAGCUCUACCAUUUCGGAAGAAUCCACUACCACACAAUCAGGUGCACAGACGGACACAACAACCCUGGAAACAAGUUUCACAUCUUCUAGCCCAGCAAGUGAACAAAGUACUACUUCAACUAGCUUAUCAACUGAACAAAGUACCACCAGCCAGGUGUCAGUGUCUGAAACUUCCUCUGAGCAGCCCUCAACAACAUCUUCCAGUAGCGCAGAAAGUACAGCUGCGUACACCACUACCACCAGCGAGACAAGCACUGAAUCUUUGACUGCAGAAACAACAACGCCGUCAGCAACACAACCUGAAACUUCUUCCGUUACAAGCUCAACGGAAACCACUGGCGAAACUUCGUCGACCACACAACAAAGUACACAAUUGCCAACAUCGCAGGAAACAACAACAUUGACUUCUACACUAACAAGUCAAGAGAGUACAAGUGUGGCCACAUCGGUCUCUACAGAAGGAACCUCUACUGAAACCUCUGCAAGUGCUGGUACAGAAAGUACUUCAUCUGCUCCUGAAACAUCAUCACUGGCAGGCUCGUCGACAGAGACCACCACAGAAGCCACUACUUCUACGCAAUCUAUUUCAAGCUCUACCAUUUCGGAAGAAUCCACUACCACACAAUCAGGUGCACAGACGGACACAACAACCCUGGAAACAAGUUUCACAUCUACUAGCCCAGCAAGUGAACAAAGUACUACUUCGAUUAGCUUAUCAACUGAACAAAGUACCACCAGCCAGGUGUCAGUGUCUGAAACUUCCUCUGAGCAGCCCUCAACAACAUCUUCCAGUAGCGCAGAAAGUACAGCUGCGUACACCACUACCACCAGCGAGACAAACACUGAAUCUUUGACUGCAGAAACAACAACGCCGUCAGCAACACAACCUGAAACUUCUUCCGUUACAAGCUCAACGGAAACCACUGGCGAAACUUCGUCGACCACACAACAAAGUACACAAUUGCCAACAUCGCAGGAAACAACAACAUUGACUUCUACACUCACAAGUCAAGAGAGUACAAGUGUGGCCACAUCGGUCUCUACAGAAGGAACCUCUACUGAAACCUCUGCAAGUGCUGGUACAGAAAGUACUUCAACUGCUCCUGAAACAUCAUCACUGGCAGGCUCGUCGACAGAGACCACCACAGAAGCCACUACUUCUACGCAAUCUAUUUCAAGCUCUACCAUUUCGGAAGAAUCCACUACCACACAAUCAGGUGCACAGACGGACACAACAAUCCUGGAAACAAGUUUCACAUCUACUAGCCCAGCAAGUGAACAAAGUACUACUUCGAUUAGCUUAUCAACUGAACAAAGUACCACCAGCCAGGUGUCAGUGUCUGAAACUUCCUCUGAGCAGCCCUCAACAACAUCUUCCAGUAGCGCAGAAAGUACAGCUGCGUACACCACUACCACCAGCGAGACAAGCACUGAAUCUUUGACUGCAGAAACAACAACGCCGUCAGCAACACAACCUGAAACUUCUUCCGUUACAAGCUCAACGGAAACCACUGGCGAAACUUCGUCGACCACACAACAAAGUACACAAUUGCCAACAUCGCAGGAAACAACAACAUUGACUUCUACACUCACAAGUCAAGAGAGUACAAGUGUGGCCACAUCGGUCUCUACAGAAGGAACCUCUACUGAAACCUCUGCAAGUGCUGGUACAGAAAGUACUUCAACUGCUCCUGAAACAUCAUCACUGGCAGGCUCGUCGACAGAGACCACCACAGAAGCCACUACUUCUACGCAAUCUAUUUCAAGCUCUACCAUUUCGGAAGAAUCCGUUACCACACAAUCAGGUGCACAGACGGACACAACAACCCUGGAAACAAGUUUCACAUCUACUAGCCCAGCAAGUGAACAAAGUACUACUUCAACUAGCUUAUCAACUGAACAAAGUACCACCAGCCAGGUGUCAGUGUCUGAAACUUCCUCUGAGCAGCCCUCAACAACAUCUUUCAGUAGCGCAGAAAGUACAGCUGCGUACACCACUACCACUAGCGAGACAAGCACUGAAUCUUUGACUGCAGAAACAACAACGCCGUCAGCAACACAACCUGAAACUUCUUCCGUUACAAGCUCAACGGAAACCACUGGCGAAACUUCGUCGACCACACAACAAGAUACACAAUUGCCAACAUCGCAGGAAACAACAACAUUGACUUCUACACUCACAAGUCAGGAGAGUACAAGUGUGGCCACAUCGGUCUCUACAGAAGGAACCUCUACUGAAACCUCUGCAAGUGCUGGUACAGAAAGUACUUCAACUGCUCCUGAAACAUCAUCACUGGCAGGCUCGUCGACAGAGUCCACCACAGAAGCCACUUCUUCUACGCAAUCCAUUUUAAGCUCUACCAUUUCGGAAGAAUCCACUACCACACAAUCAGGUGCACAGACGGACACAACAACCCUGGAAACAAGUUUCACAUCUACUAGCCCAGCAAGUGAACAAAGUACUACUUCAACUAGCUUAUCAACUGAACAAAGUACCACCAGCCAGGUGUCAGUGUCUGAAACUUCCUCUGAGCAGCCCUCAACAACAUCUUCCAGUAGCGCAGAAAGUACAGCUGCGUACACAACUACCACCAGCGAGACAAGCACUGAAUCUUUGACUGCAGAAACAACAACGCUGUCAGCAACACAACCUGAAACUUCUUCCGUUACAAGCUCAACGGAAACCACUGGCGAAACUUCGUCGACCACACAACAAAGUACACAAUUGCCAACAUCGCAGGAAACAACAACAUUGACUUCUACACUAACAAGUCAAGAGAGUACAAGUGUGGCCACAUCGGUCUCUACAGAAGGAACCUCUACUGAAACCUCUGCAAGUGCUGGUACAGAAAGUACUUCAACUGCUCCUGAAACAUCAUCACUGGCAGGCUCGUCGACAGAGACCACCACAGAAGCCACUACUUCUACGCAAUCUAUUUCAAGCUCUACCAUUUCGGAAGAAUCCACUACCACACAAUCAGGUGCACAGACGGACACAACAACCCUGGAAACAAGUUUCACAUCUUCUAGCCCAGCAAGUGAACAAAGUACUACUUCAACUAGCUUAUCAACUGAACAAAGUACCACCAGCCAGGUGUCAGUGUCUGAAACUUCCUCUGAGCAGCCCUCAACAACAUCUUCCAGUAGCGCAGAAAGUACAGCUGCGUACACCACUACCACGAGCGAGACAAGCACUGAAUCUUUGACUGCAGAAACAACAACGCCGUCAGCAACACAACCUGAAACUUCUUCCGUUACAAGCUCAACGGAAACCACUGGCGAAACUUCGUCGACCACACAACAAAAUACACAAUUGCCAACAUCGCAGGAAACAACAACAUUGACUUCUACACUCACAAGUCAAGAGAGUACAAGUGUGGCCACAUCGGUCUCUACAGAAGGAACCUCUAUUGAAACCUCUGCAAGUGCUGGUACAGAAAGUACUUCAACUGCUCCUGAAACAUCAUCACUGGCAGGCUCGUCGACAGAGACCACCACAGAAGCCACUACUUCUACUUCUACGCAAUCUAUUUCAAGCUCUACCAUUUCGGAAGAAUCCACUACCACACAAUCAGGUGCACAGACGGACACAACAACCCUGGAAACAAGUUUCACAUCUACUAGCCCAGCAAGUGAACAAAGUACUACUUCAACUAGCUUAUCAACUGAACAAAGUACCACCAGCCAGGUGUCAGUGUCUGAAACUUCCUCUGAGCAGCCCUCAAGAACAUCUUUCAGUAGCGCAGAAAGUACAGCUGCGUACACCACUACCACCAGCGAGACAAGCACUGAAUCUUUGACUGCAGAAACAACAACGCCGUCAGCAACACAACCUGAAACUUCUUCCGUUACAAGCUCAACGGAAACCACUGGCGAAACUUCGUCGACCACACAACAAGAUACACAAUUGCCAACAUCGCAGGAAACAACAACAUUGACUUCUACACUCACAAGUCAUGAGAGUACAAGUGUGGCCACUUCGGUCUCUACAGAAGGAACCUCUACUGAAACCUCUGCAAGUGCUGGUACAGAAAGUACUCCAACUGCUUCUGAAACAUCAUCACUGGCAGGCUCGUCGACAGAGACCACCACAGAAGCCACUAUUUCUACGCAAUCCAUUUUAAGCUCUACCAUUUCGGAAGAAUCCACUACCACACAAUCAGGUGCACAGACGGACACAACAACCCUGGAAACAAGUUUCACAUCUACUAGCCCAGCAAGUGAACAAAGUACUUCUUCAACUAGCUUAUCAACUGAACAAAGUACCACCAGCCAGGUGUCAGUGUCUGAAACUUCCUCUGAGCAGCCCUUAACAACAUCUUCCAGUAGCGCAGAAAGUACAGCUGCGUACACCACUACCACCAGCGAGACAAGCACUGAAUCUUUGACUGCAGAAACAACAACGCCGUCAGCAACACAACCUGAAACUUCUUCCGUUACAAGCUCAACGGAAACCACUGGCGAAACUUCGUCGACCACACAACAAAGUACACAAUUGCCAACAUCGCAGGAAACAACAACAUUGACUUCUACACUCACAAGUCAAGAGAGUACAAGUGUGGCCACAUCGGUCUCUACAGAAGGAACCUCUACUGAAACCUCUGCAAGUGCUGGUACAGAAAGUACUUCAACUGCCCCUGAAACAUCAUCACUGGCAGGCUCGUCGACAGAGACCACCACAGAAGCCACUACUUCUACGCAAUCUAUUUCAAGCUCUACCAUUUCGGAAGAAUCCGUUACCACACAAUCAGGUGCACAGACGGACACAUCAACCCUAGAAACAAGUUUCACAUCUACUAGCCCAGCAAGUGAACAAAGUACUACUUCAACUAGCUUAUCAACUGAACAAAGUACCACCAGCCAGGUGUCAGUGUCUGAAACUUCCUCUGAGCAGCCCUCAAGAACAUCUUCCAGUAGCGCAGAAAGUACAGCUGCGUACACAACUACCACCAGCGAGACAAGCACUGAAUCUUUGACUGCAGAAACAACAACGCCGUCAGCAACACAGCCUGAAACUUCUGCUGUUACAAGCUCAAUGGAAUCCACUGGCGAAACUUCGUCGACCACACAACAAAGUACACAAUUGCCAACAUUGCAGGAAACAACAACAUUGACUUCUACACUCACAAGUCAGGAGAGUACAAGUGUGGCCACAUUGGUCUCUACAGAAGGAACAUCUACUGAAACCUCUGCAAGUGCUGGUACAGAAAGUACUUCAACUGCUCCUGAAACAUCAUCACUGGCAGGCUCGUCGACAGAGACCACCACAGAAGCCACUACUUCUAUGCAAUCUAUUUCAAGCUCUACCAUUUCGGAAGAAUCCACUACCACACAAUCAGGUGCACAGACGGACACAACAACCCUGGAAACAAGUUUCACAUCUACUAGCCCAGCAAGUGAACAAAGUACUACUUCAACUAGCUUAUCAACUGAACAAAGUACCACCAGCCAGGUGUCAGUGUCUGAAACUUCCUCUGAGCAGCCCUCAACAACAUCUUUCAGUAGCGAAGAAAGUACAGCUGCGUACACCACUACCACUAGCGAGACAAGCACUGAAUCUUUGACUGCAGAAACAACAACGCCGUCAGCAACACAACCUGGAACUUCUUCCGUUACAAGCUCAACGGAAACCACUGGCGAAACUUCGUCGACCACACAACAAAGUACACAAUUGCCAACAUUGCAGGAAACAACAACAUUGACUUCUACACUCACAAGUCAGGAGAGUACAAGUGUGGCCACAUCGGUCUCUACAGAAGGAACCUCUACUGAAACCUCUGCAAGUGCUGGUACAGAAAGUACUUCAACUGCUCCUGAAACAUCAUCACUGGCAGGCUCGUCGACAGAGACCACCACAGAAGCCACUACUUCUACUUCUACGCAAUCCAUUUUAAGCUCUACCAUUUCGGAAGAAUCCACUACCACACAAUCAGGUGCACAGACGGACACAACAACCCUGGAAACAAGUUUCACAUCUACUAGCCUAGUAAGUGAACAAAGUACUACUUCAACUAGCUUAUCAACUGAACAAAGUACCACCAGCCAGGUGUCAGUGUCUGAAACUUCCUCUGAGCAGCCCUCAACAACAUCUUCCAGUAGCGCAGAAAGUACAGCUGCGUACACCACUACCACCAGCGAGACAAGCACUGAAUCUUUGACUGCAGAAACAACAACGCCGUCGGCAACACAACCUGAAACUUCUUCCGUUACAAGCUCAACGGAAACCACUGGCGAAACUUCGUCGACCACACAACAAAGUACACAAUUGCCAACAUCGCAGGAAACAACAACAUUGACUUCUACACUCACAAGUCAGGAGAGUACAAAUGUGGCCACAUCCGUCUCCAUAGAAGGAACCUCUACUGAAACCUCUGCAAGUGCUGGUACAGAAAGUACUUCAACUGCUCCUGAAACAUCAUCACUGGCAGGCUCGUCGACAGAGACCACCACAGAAGCCACUACUUCUACGCAAUCUAUUUCAAGCUCUACCAUUUCGGAAGAAUCCACUACCACACAAUCAGGUGCACAGACGGACACUACAACCCUAGAAACAAGUUUCACAUCUAUUAGCCCAGCAAGUGAACAAAGUACUACUUCAACUAGCUUAUCAACUGAACAAAGUACCACCAGCCAGGUGUCAGUGUCUGAAACUUCCUCUGAGCAGCCCUCAACAACAUCUUCCAGUAGCGCAGAAAGUACAGCUGCGUACACAACUACCACCAGCGAGACAAGCACUGAAUCUUUGACUGCAGAAACAACAACGCCGUCAGCAACACAACCUGAAACUUCUUCCGUUACAAGCUCAAUGGAAACCACUGGCGAAACUUCGUCGACCACACAACAAAGUACACAAUUGCCAACAUCGCAGGAAACAACAACAUUGACUUCUACACUCACAAGUCAGGAGAUUACAAGUAUGGCCACAUCCGUCUCCAUAGAAGGAACCUCUACUGAAACCUCUGCAAGUGCUGGUACAGAAAGUACUUCAACUGCCCCUGAAACAUCAUCACUGGCAGGCUCGUCGACAGAGACCACCACAGAAGCCACUACUUCUACGCAAUCUAUUUCAAGCUCUACCAUUUCGGAAGAAUCCGUUACCACACAAUCAGGUGCACAGACGGACACAUCAACCCUAGAAACAAGUUUCACAUCUACUAGCCCAGCAAGUGAACAAAGUACUACUUCAACUAGCUUAUCAACUGAACAAAGUACCACAAGCCAGGUGUCAGUGUCUGAAACUUCCUCUGAGCAGCCCUCAACAACAUCUUCCAGUAGCGCAGAAAGUACAGCUGCGUACACAACUACCACCAGCGAGACAAGCACUGAAUCUUUGACUGCAGAAACAACAACGCCGUCAGCAACACAACCUGAAACUUCUUCCGUAACAAGCUCAAUGGAAACCACUGGCGAAACUUCGUCGACCACACAACAAAGUACACAAUUGCCAACAUCGCAGGAAACAACAACAUUGACUUCUACACUCACAAGUCAGGAGAGUACAAGUGUGGCCACAUCGGUCUCUACAGAAGGAACCUCUACUGAAACCUCUGCAAGUGCUGGUACAGAAAGUACUUCAACUGCUCCUGAAACAUCAUCACUGGCAGGCUCGUCGACAGAGACCAACACAGAAGCCACUACUUCUAUGCAAUCUAUUUCAAGCUCUACCAUUUCGGAAGAAUCCACUACCACACAAUCAGGUGCACAGACGGACACAACAACCCUGGAAACAAGUUUCACAUCUACUAGCCCAGCAAGUGAACAAAGUACUACUUCAACUAGCGUAUCAACUGAACAAAGUACCACCAGCCAGGUGUCAGUGUCUGAAACUUCCUCUGAGCAGCCCUCAACAACAUCUUCCAGAAGCGCAGAAAGUACAGCUGCGUACACAACUACCACCAGCGAGACAAGCACUGAAUCUUUGACUGCAGAAACAACAACGCCGUCAGCACCACAGCCUGAGACUUCUUCCGUUAUUAGCUCAACGGAAACCACUGGCGAAACUUCGUCGACCACACAACAAAGUACACAAUUGCCAACAUCGCAGGAAACAACAACAUUGACUUCUACACUCACAAGUCAGGAGAGUACAAGUGUGACCACAUCGGUCUCUACUGAAGGAACCUCUACUGAAACCUCUGCAAGUGCUGGUACAGAAAGUACUUCAACUGCUCCUGAAACAUCAUCACUGGCAGGCUCGUCGACAGAGACCACCACAGUAUCCAACACCACAUCUACCUCAGUGACUACACCAACAGUAUCAGAAACCACAUCUACUUCAGUGGCUACACCAAUAGUAUCAGACACCACAUCCACUUUAGUGGCUACACCAAUAGUAUUAGACACCACAUCUACUUCAUUGGCUAUAUCAACAAUAUCGGACACCACAUCUACUUCAGUGGUUAUAUCAACAGCAUUAGACACCACAUCUACUACUUCAGUGACUACACCAACAGUAUCAGACACCACAUCUACUACUUCAGUGACUAAACCAACAGUAUCAGACACCACAUCCAAUUUAGUGGCUACAUCAACAGCAUCAGACACCACAUCUACUCCAGUGGCUACAUCAACAGUAUUAGACACCACAUCUACUACUUCAGUGACUACACCAACAGUAUCAGAUACCACAUCUACUACUUCAGUGACUACACCAACAGUAUCAAACACCACAUCCACUUUAGUGGCUACACCAACAGCAUCAGACACCACAUCUCCUUCAGUGUCUACAUCAACAGCAUCAGACACCACAUCUACUACUUCAGUGACUACACCAACAGUAUCAGACACCACAUCUACUUCAGUGGUUAUAUCAACAGCAUCAGACACCACAUCUACUUCAGUGGUUACACCAACAGUAUCAGAAACUACAUUUACUUCAGUGGCUACACCAACAGUAUUGGACACCACAUCUACUUCAGUGGCUACAGCAAUAGUAUCAGACACCACAUCUACUUCAGUGGCUACAUCAACAUUAUCGGACACCACAUCCACUUCAGUUACAACUGCAGGAAACAUGUCCUUGAUUUCAACAACAUUUUCGCCAUCAACAACUACGAGCGCCACUACUACUGAUAUCUAUAUGGAUCCCGAAGUUGUCACACUCUAUGUUGAGCUGAUAUUAAACGAACCAUGGAAUCCAGAAUUAGCAAAUAGUAGUUCGUCAACAUUUAAAGACAAAGCUAAAAUGGUUGAAACAGAGUUGGACAGAAUUCUUAGUAGCGGGAAUAAUGAAUCAACAUACUACAAUUCAAGCAAAGUCACAUCAUUCAGCAAUGGAAGUAUACAUGUGUUGAGUGAGGUAUACUAUUCAAAAUCACACAUACAUCUGACAGGAAGUGACGACAACUUAGUAACACGAGUGAAGUCAACUCUUCAAAAUGCACCAAAAACUCUACCCAUAAAAGUUGGUUCCACUUUGGUGUAUUUAACCAAGACCGAGAUACAGAAAACCGAUUCUUCUUCAUCCGCUGCCAUCAUCAUCGGCGUGGUCACAGCGAUAAGCCUGUUGUUCAUGAUUCUGUGUUCAAUUUGUCUUAUUUUAGCCUUUAAGAGAUUUCGGAGGAAACGAAAAGUGGCGCACAAGGAUCCUCUCAAAGAAGAUUCGGAAACGGGCAGCUACCACUCCUCAGAACUCUCCAUACAAGAUGAUGACGACGAAUAUCACAAUACCGAAUAUAAGUUCGAGAUUCCGUCUUUUGUGGCGGCAACCCGAAUGGUCCCACCAAGCACUCACAUGUGGACGCGAGAGGACACCCUUCCUCAUAUCAGAAAAGCAAGACUAGCAAAAGAAAAAGACAUGUUACCGACACCGGAUAACCUAGCCUACCUCAACGAGUUCUGUCACGAAGCAUCUGUUCCAGAAGAGAGACCACCGAGCUACGAUAAAAUAACGCCGCCAAUGGAAAAGCAACCGGAUGUUGCUUCACAAAAGUCCAGCAACCUAGCCGAUAGACCCUCAACGUCAGCACAAGCGGACGCACUUGACAAAGCGUCUCAAGGAGUGAGAUCCCCGAAAUCAAGUGGUGCUUCAUCUCGGGAUAGAUCAGUUUCCUCCGCAGACCUUUCUGAUGAAGAAACUGAAACUUCGCCAGAAUACAGUAAUAAUGCCACCUCAUCAAAAGGUAUGUCUGAGACUUCGGAAGGAACGUCAAAGGGCGCCUCUACCGAGACAAGCGGCGCCAAACCCGUAAAGAAGGGUCGUAAGAGACGCAGCAAAGGCAGGCCAUAUGUUCCUCUCAGCAAACGCCUGCCAAAGCCAGAAAAGCCUAAAAUCUACAAGUCAAACCAGCCUCUCAAAGUCAACAAGUCAAAGUUACAAGAAAAACUGAGCGAGAUUGCCAAGCAAAACGAGGACAAACUGUACAACCCACACGGAGAAGUGUGGCGGAGUCUGGUGACCAAAAUAUUCCCACAGGACCAGUCCAAGAACGAAUCGGACUGUUAGGGGUUCUGUGUAAUGUUACAAUGAUGUUGGGAGGCAUUAAGAAACUUUACGACUCAAUUUUUCAUUUUCUUCCAUGACAGAGUAAAUGAUUCUGUAACCUAUUUAUUUUCUGAUGAUUGUAUGGGCGAUACAUAUUUGUGAUAAUAUUGAAGAUACUAUAUUUUUACAUUUGUUUAAACAUUGAAUUUACAUAUUGUAAUAUAUUUUUAUGUAAUUUAUAUGUAUAAUAUUGUCAUUUUGGAUUGCAUUUUACAUUAUUUCAAUAAAUUUGCCUAUUUAAAGGUA